Pelobates cultripes (western spadefoot toad) is the source of this 11299-nucleotide messenger RNA. Lineage: Eukaryota; Metazoa; Chordata; Amphibia; Anura; Pelobatidae. The record is from the annotation of a GenBank genome assembly.
ACGGAUCAUCUUGGCUCGAGCCGCCAUGUUUAUUGCGGGCACCACCAAGAGACAUUGAGAAAAGCUGUGAACUCCAGUGUCAUUCAGAUAGAGGCUGGCUCACACACCGAUGGAGUCACAGGGCCCCCGGUUAGAUGUGGGGCCCCCAGGAAACCCAGUCCCCGGGAGAUGUAGUUACUUUGUGCAGAGGAAGAGGAGGUUCUGUAAGAUGGUUGUGUCCGAGGGGAAGAGAUUAUGUGGGGAACAUGCCCAGCAUGGGGAGGUAUGGAAUACAUUUACUCACACACAUUGAUAUAAAACAUAAACAGGAGAGAUGGAAACUAAGUGUGUAGAUGCAGUGGUUAUGGUGGUGGGAGUCCUGGUCAAUGAAAAGUUCUGCUUUACAAUAUAACAUUAUAGCAAAACUUUCACUUCUCUUGUUCUUAUAACAACUUCAACUCAUUGAAAUUGUUAGGGGGCUGGAGGGUCCCCAGCAUUGUCUUACCUUCAGAGGGGCUGGAGGGUCCCCAGCAUUGUCUUACCUUCAGAGGGGCUGGAGGGUCCCCAGCAUUGUCUUACCUUCAGAGGGGCUGGAGGGUCCCCAGCAUUGUCUUACCUUCAGAGGGGCUGGAGGGUCCCCAGCAUUGCCUUACCUUCAGAGGGGCUGGAGGGUCCCCAGCAUUGCCUUACCUUCAGAGGGGCUGGAGGGUCCCCAGCAUUGCCUUACCUUCAGAGGGGCUGGAGGGUCCCCAGCAUUGUCUUACCUUCAGAGGGGCUGGAGGGUCCCCAGCAUUGUCUUACCUUCAGAGGGGCUGGAGGGUCCCCAGCAUUGUCUUACCUUCAGAGGGGCUGGAGGGUCCCCAGCAUUGUCUUACCUUCAGAGGGGCUGGAGGGUCCCCAGCAUUGUCUUACCUUCAGAGGGGCUGGAGGGUCCCCAGCAUUGUCUUACCUUCAGAGGUGCUGGAGGGUCCCCAGCAUUGUCUUACCUUCAGAGGGGAUGGAGGGUCCCCAGCAUUGUCUUACCUUCAGAGGGGCUGCAGGGUCCCCAGCAUUGUCUUACCUUCAGAGGGGCUGCAGGGUCCCCAGCAUUGUCUUACCUUCAGAGGGGCUGGAGGGUCCCCAGCAUUGCCUUGCCUUCAGAGGGGCUGGAGGGUCCCCAGCAUUGUCUUGCCUUCAGAGGGGCUGGAGGGUCCCCAGCAUUGUCUUACCUUCAGAGGGGAUGGAGGGUCCCCAGCAUUGUCUUACCUUCAGAGGGGCUGCAGGGUCCCCAGCAUUGUCUUACCUUCAGAGGGGCUGCAGGGUCCCCAGCAUUGUCUUACCUUCAGAGGGGCUGCAGGGUCCCCAGCAUUGUCUUACCUUCAGAGGGGCUGGAGGGUCCCGAGCAUUGUCAUACCUUCAGAGGGGCUGGAGGGUGCCCAGCAUUGUCUUACCUUCAGAGGGGCUGGAGGGUCCCCAGCAUUGUCUUACCUUCAGAGGGGCUGGAGGGUCCCCAGCAUUGUCUUACCUUCAGAGGGGCUGGAGGGUCCCCAGCAUUGUCUUACCUUCAGAGGGGCUGGAGGGUCCCCAGCAUUGUCUUACCUUCAGAGGGGCUGGAGGGUCCCCAGCAUUGUCUUUCCUUCAGAGGGGCUGGAGGGUCCCGAGCAUUGUCUUACCUUCAGAGGGGCUGGAGGGUCCCGAGCAUUGUCUUACCUUCAGAGGGGCUGGAGGGUCCCGAGCAUUGUCUUACCUUCAGAGGGGCUGGAGGGUCCCAGCACGGUCUUACCUUCAGGGGUUGAACUACUUUUCAGCGGUUCAACCCGAGAUUUGGUCCUCCAGUGUCCAACGUUGCAACUUCCUACCAGCCCCCAUCGUAUGAGAAAGGUUUGUCCAGCUGAGUACGUACAAGCUCUACCAUGGUGUAUACAAGGGACUUUGCUAGGGAAUCCAUACUUGAGACUAGCACAACAUUACUUCAGAAUUAAAAAUUAAAACAAACGGGUAGGAAUGUUUGGUACAUAGUAUAAUCAUGUGUACUUUUAUUCCAGGAACAAAACAGUCGGAAGCGUAUCCCUUGCCCUUUGGAUCCCAAGCAGUAAGUUACUAAGCUUUAACUACUUUUGAUUAAUAUAUUUUAGCUGUAAAUCUUACCUUCCCCCUCCCCCUCCCAUUGUGUUUUUUUUGUUUUUUUUAAUAUAGCACAGUGUAUGAGGAUCAGCUCCAAAAACACCUUAAAAAAUGUAACUCCAGAGAGAAACCACUGCCGGUAUGUAGUAUGUCAUACGUCUGUUAAUGAAUGCAAUUCACCCAAAACACAGUAGCCAUUUCCCUACUAAUUGUUUUCAGUUUUAUGUGAUCUCUAAAGGUUUUGCUGAUAAAUCUGUUAUAAUUAGGGUACCUGCUGUAAAUUGUCUUGCAUUUGGGUCUAUAAACUGAACACGAAAUUGUAGUGAAUGGAAAAUUUCAUUAAAAAAAAAAAAAAAAAGGCUAAAAUAGCCUAGCUGUGUCUAUAACCUAGAUGGUUAUUUUUUUUACCAAAUGUAAUGACUUUUUUUUUUUUUUAACCAAAUAAGAUGCUUUCAUUUUUGUGCUUUAAAAAUUCUUUAAAUUCUUUAAAUUAAUUAGUACUGUCUUCUAGGAGUGUUGAUCUUUUGGUUGAUUUAAAAUUCAUCCAGGGUCAACUUUGGUAAUUUUAACAUGCUUUUUAGGUGUUUUAUAUGCACAAUGUGAACGCUGGAUCACUUGAUAGAGUCUCGUGUGAAGAGCAGGUAUGAACAAAGUGUUUUCUUAUAAUUUGGGUAGAAUGUGACGGCAGAUAAGAACCAUUCGUCCCAUCUAGUCUGCCCAAUUUUUUAAAUAUGUUCAUUAGUCCCUAGCCUUAUCUUAUAGUUAGGAUAGCCUUAUGCCUAUCCCACGCAUGCUUAAACUCCUUUACUGUGUUAACCUCUACCACUUCAGCUGGAAGGCUAUUCCAUGCUUCCACUACCCUCUCAGUAAAGUAAUACUUCCUGAUAUUAUUUUUAAACCUUUUCCCCUCUAAUUUAGGACUAUGUCCUCUUGUUGUAGUAGUUUUUUCUUCUUUUAAAUAUGGUCUCCUCCUUUUUUAUUAUUAUUUUAUUAUUUAUAUAGCACCAUCAUAUUCCGUUGCGCUGUACAUUGGGUGGACUAAUAGACAUGUAAUUUUAACUCUGCUCAAUGAGCUUACAUUCUUUAAUGUGUUGAUUCCCUUUAUGUAUUUAAAUGUUUCUAUCAUAUCCCCCCCCGUCUCGUCUUUCCUCCAAGCUAUACAUGUUAAGAUCCUUUAACCUUUCCUGGUAAGUUUUUAUCCUGCAAUCCAUGAACCAGUUUAGUAGUCCUUAUCUGAACUCUCUCUAAAGUAUCAAUAUCCUUCUGAAGAUACGGUCUCCAGUACUGCGUACAAUACUCCAAGUGAGGUCUCACCAGUGUUCUGUACAAUGGCAUGAGCACUUCCCUCUUUCUACUGCUAAUACUUCUCCCUAUUCAGCCAAGCAUUCUGCUAGCAUUUCCUGCAGCUCUAUUACAUUGUCUGCCUACCUUUAGGUCAUCAGAAAUAAUCACCCCUAAAUCCCUUUCCUCAGAUGUUGAGGUUCGGAAUCUAUCCUAUGCACGGCCUGAUCUCUCUUGAAUUUUAAAUACAUUGACUCACAGACCCCGGGUAAAUUGUCAAGCUAUUCACAAAGCUUGACUACUUACCCUGCAAGGCCACCGAGGCACUCCUGGCACCAUAUCCACUACAGCAGUGGUUAUGGUACAUGGAGUGCUCUUGUGAAGGCACACAAUAGUCACCUAUAUCACUUCAUCUCAGUGCAGUGGUCCUGUCAUUUUUUUCCCUGCAAUGUAGAAAUAGCAUUAUUAACAUGGAAGGGUUAAUACACUGCUUGUCUGUCUGACAGCCACUAGAAGUUCUUCUCCCUCUAUAGCCGGCUAAUGAAUCAGAUUGGUCUCAUAGUGACCAUUUGAUUGGUUUAAUUGGAUGGUUUGCCGAGAUAAUCUUUCUGCAUUCAGCCAAGGAGGCGGAGUAGCAUUGUGGAGAUUGGCAUGGCAAGGUACGUAAAACUCUCCUUUUAAACGCUCAAAGGCGGGGGGGGAGGGGGAGGAGCAUUGGAAGUACAUGUAUUUCUAAUGCUCAAAUGUUCCUUUAAGAGCAUUUGUUCUGAUGCCCAGGUUCUUCAAAAGUGACUUGAAACAAAUUGGGUUUUCUUUUUAAACACGUAUGCUUUACUAUAUUUUCAAUGUACUUCCCAUGAGCUGUUUAUUCUCUACACAUCUUGAGUUACAAUACAAAAGCGGCUUUUAAAGGACCACUAUAGUGCCAGGAAAACACUCUUUUUCCUGGCACUAUAGUGCCCUGAAGGUGCCCCCACCCUCAGGGUCCCCCUCCCGCCGGGCUCUGGGGGGAGGAAAGGGUUAAACUUAUCUCUUUCUCCAGCGCCAGGCGGGGAGCUCUCCGCCUCUUCGGCUGAAUGCGCAGCAAGAGCUGCGCGCGCAUUCAGCCAGUCCAUAGGAAAGCAUUCUCAAUGCUUUCCUAUGGACGCAAGCAUCUUCUCACUGUGAAAAUCACAGUGAGAAGCGCCGAAGCCCUCUAGCGGCUGUCAAUGAGACAGCCACUAGAGGCUGGAUUAACCUAUAGGUAAACAUAGUUUCUCUGAAACUGCUAUGUUUACAGAAAAAAGGGUUAACCCUAGAUGAACCUGGCACCCAGACCACUUCAUUAAGCUGAAGUGGUCUGGGUGCCUAUAGUGGUCCUUUAAAGAAACACCCAGUUAGCGGUUUACAUGCUAUGUAUUACACAUAGCAUAUGUUGGUGCCUAGAGUGUAGAUCAACAGUUUGCAUUAGUGUUUUUGAUUUUGUUUUUGAGACAGCAGCAAGCAGUGAAUCCUCUCCCAAUCUCUUCCUACAUUUAGGUGGCCAUCAGUUCCAUGUCACGAGAAGAUCUUCAAAAGUUUAUAGAGAUACUGGUACAAGUAACAACUGGUGGGUCCAGCAAAGCCUAAUGUUCAAUAGUCCUUAAGUUGUAAUAGUUUAUUUAAAAAAUUAUAUAGAAUUGUUACUUUUCUAAUUUUAAUAUAUACAGAUAACACACAAUUUAAAGGCAAAAUAACCAUUGUUGAUUUUCUGUUAAAAAAAUAAAUAAAAUAAUAUACAGAAUAAUUACUUUACAGAGAAGAUUGUAUUUUAAAUAGUUUCUGAAUUUUAAACCUGCAAGCUUUACCAAUCUUAUACAAAUACUUGUACAUGUAAUUCUAUUGUUUUAUUUCUUUGAUAGUGAAGGAGUUAAAUAUAUUGUCAGUGAGAAAUCCAGAAAAUCUGUCACAAUUUUAAACAGAGUAUAAAAGAUGAAAUGUGAAUAUUUGUGCAGGACUGAACACUCCAUUACCAGACAAGAAACUUCGGCACUGGGCAUUACAAGAAGCCUUAAAUGAUCCUGUGAAUGGAGAGUCUGCUGCAAAGCACUUAAAGCAACAGGUUAGAGGAAACUGGGUUAUUCUGACACAGAUACAGCUUUAUUUUUAAUGUUUCCCACAGCACAUACAGUGGACAUUAAGUCUUAAGUUCAGUGGACCAUAUAAUCCUUAAAGGGACAGUAUAGUCACUAUAACAACUACAGCUUAUUGUAUUUGUGCUAAUGAGUAGAAUCAUUCCCUUCAGGCCUUUUGCAGUAAACAGUCUUUUCAAUAACUCCACUGGCCACUCAGAUGGCUGGUAGAGGUGCUUCCUGGGGUACUGCUGCACACUGUGCAGUACUGCCAUUCACUGUCUCCACCCUCUGCAUGCAAACACUGAACUUGAUUCAAUGCAUCUCGAUAAGGAGGGUGUGUUUGACUUGUGCUUUGCCCCUGAUCUCCUUCCUUGACAGUCUCAGCCAAUCAUAUGGGAAAGCAUUGUGAUUGGCUCACAGAAUCAUUUCUGAUGAUGUCAGCCAGCUGUAAGAUCAGGGACAGAGGCAGUGCUGCAGACUUGAAUAGAAGUACGAUUUUACUAUACUGUACUUAGCGAGGCUAGGGUACAAGAUGCAUAUAUUGGAAGAAUUAUGUGAUGGAUUUCAGCUCAACAUGUAGUGAUCUGUCUCCUUCCUGUCCACAGGCUUCUAUUUUGGGUCACUUGGACAGUUUGGGUUUGCUAGGAGGCUCUAGAUGCUUUGUAGAAUUUGGUGCAGGACGUGGCAAGCUGUCCCACUGGGUGGACAUUGCUUUACAAGAUGCUGAAAAUGUUCAUUUUAUUUUGGUGGAGAGAGCUACUACAAGAUUUAAGGUAUGAGUCUGCAAACCAACUCCUCCCACCCCCUUAACACACACACAUCCUCACACCACAAAAAAAUCUGACAAAUUAACAGCAUGGAUAAUGUCUACGAGAGUCUUGAAGCAGUUCAUAACCAGGAACAUAAAAGGAAAAAAGCCACACCAAGUAAUUUAACAGGAAUCUAUGCAGAUAAGAGGAGGUUCUUACCUUACUAGUAGAUUUCUAUCCAACAAUCCACAUACAUUUGGCAACAUUUUCUACUCAUUGUAAUAACUAUGGUACUAGCAAACAACUGGUACCAUGCUCACAACCGUUCUAUUAUUAUUUUAUUGUUUAAACAGUGGCAGCAAAUUCCAUAGCGCUGUACAAUGGGUGGACUAACAGACACGUAAUUGUAACCAGAAAAGUUGGAUGCACAGGAACAGAGGGGUUUAGUUCCCUGCUCAAUGAGCUUACAUGCUAGAGGGAGUGGGGUAUAGUGACACAAAGGGUAAAAGUAGGGAUAACUAAGUGCAAGAUGUAUCAAUGGUGCUUGGACUGCCCCUUUAAAUCAAUACAACCGGAUCAUUGCUUCUUACAUUUUAAUGAUCAAUAAAAUUACUUACCAUCAUCACAGUCAAGUCUGUAAAUAUCUCAUGCUUGCAUGGCAGGUCCUAUUUAUUUGGAAUGCUAAGCUUUACAGAACCCUAUCCUGACAUUCCAGUUUUUAAUAGGAUCCUUAAAGGGACACUUCACUGCCCAAAGAAAAAAUCAUUGUUUAGUAGAUCUAUCCACAAUCAAAAUAUGAACACAUUUAAUUAUGCAUUUUAUUUCAGUGAGGGUAUAACUAAAAAUAUAUUGUAAAAGCUGCAUAUCUGAAGCCUGUCCAGACUUUCUGUGGCCUGUCCAGACUUUCUGUGGCUCUUCCGUUACAGCCUUCCAAAUGCAGCUCACUGAGAAGUCUUUGCAAGGCAGAUGCUCUAAACAAUCUCCUGCCUCUUACAUUUAGCUCAAUUAAGCUAAGCCAAGAAAUAAGAGGACCGGUUGUCAGAUAGCCAGAGCGGUGCAACAAUGAAAUUUUUAAAAGUGCCAAUGUCUAUUAAAAUCUGCACUUUUUGUAAAAUGUAAAAAAGGAGACACGUUCUUCACACAGGGGUAAGGUGUUCCUUUAAAUAUUAGUUUGUAAUGAUGACAUGGAAUAUUAUUAGUCUUAAGGUAUUAAACCUCAUGUGAUGUCACCCUUUAGGUAGUUGUACGUUUCCUAGUCCAAAUAUUUGUUUUCAAAUAUUUAAUGGUUAGGCUACAGCUCCUUUAUUUUUAUAGGAGUAUUGUAACUGAUUCUGUUCUUUACUACAGGUAGAUGGGAAGCAGAGAAAAUCUACUUUUGAGAGGCUUCAUAUUGACAUUCAGCAUUUGUGCUUAGGUUGGUGUGAUCACAGAUACAGGGGUGGUUAAAGAAAUGUUAUAAUACAACAGUGUAAAACUAAUUUGUUUUUCUCAGAUAGGGUGCCCAGCCUUGUUCAGAAGCAACUUCCAGUCAUUGGAAUUGGAAAGCACCUGUGUGGAGCUGGGACAGGUAGGAGCAGUGUCUUGGGGAAGCUUACAUUCUAUAGGAGGUGGGGUGUAAAACACAUUAGGACAGGAAUUUGCAGUCAAAUGAGGUGGGCUGCCCUUUAGGAGAGAGCAAGAGACAGGUAUGUGAGGUAGAGGUUACUCUGGGAGGCCAUAAGCUUUCCUAAAGAGAUGGGUUUUAAGGCACUUCUUAAAAGAUGCAAGACUAAAGGAGAGUCUGAUGGCGGUAGGUAGGCUAUUCCAUCGGAAGGGAGCCGCCCGCAAGAAGUCCUGCAAGCCUGAGUUGGCCGUACGGGUGUGGACAAUGGACAGGAGGUGGUCACGGGCAGAGCGGAGAGACCAAGAAGGGACAUACCUGUGGAUCUGUGAGGAGAUAUAAGAGGGGCUGGGGUUGUUCAGUGCUUUAUAGGUGUGAAUUAGUACCUUGAAUUGACUCCUAUAGCAUACAGGAAGCCAAUAUAAGGACUGGCAGAGGGGUGAGGUGUGAGAGAAACGACUAGAGAGAAAAAUCAGUCUGGAAGCAGCGUUCAUUAUGGACUGUAGCGGUGCAGUACGGCUUUUGGGAAGACCAAUCAGGAGAGGGUUACAAUAAUCCACGCGGGAAAUUACUAGAGCAUGGACAAGCUUGUGUAAGAAAGGGGUGGAUGCGGGCUAUGUUUUUAAGAUGGAAUCUACAGGAUUUGGCAACAUGCUGGAUGUGAGGCUCAAAGGUGAGGUCAGAAUCAAGUAUGACGCCAAGACAGUGCGCUUGCAAGGAUGGACUGAUGUUGAUACCACUAACUUGAAGGGAGAGCGAAAGAGCUGGAUCAGUAUUAGGAGGAAGAAAGACAAGGAGCUCAGUUUUAGAGAGAUUGAGUUUCAGAAAGCGGGAGGACAUCCAGUCAGAGAUGGAAGAAAGGCAAGCAGUGACACGUUCCAGGACGGCAGGGGAGAGGUCCGGGGAGGAGAGAUAUAACUGGGUGUCAUCAGCAUACAGAUGGUAGUGGAAUCCAGUUUAAUAAGUUUGCCAAGAGAGGCAGUAUAAAGAGAAAAUAAUAGGGGACCAAGGACAGAAGCAUGGGGAACUCCAACCGAGACAGGACGAGGGGAGGAGGUAUCAUUAAAAAAGGAGACCCUGAAUGAGCGUUGGGAGAGAUAAGAGGAAAACCACGAGAGGACAAAGUCACAGAGACCGAGUGAUUGAAGAGUUUGAAGGAAAGCAUGAUCAACGGUGUCAAAGGCCGCAGAGAGGUCAAGAAGAAUUAGUAUGGAGUAGUGGCCUUGGGAUUUAGCUGCGAUUAGGUCGUUAGUAACUUUGAUAAGCGCAGUCUCAGUAGAGUGGAGGGGCCGGAAGCCAGAUUGAAGAGGGUCAAGGAGAGAGUUGGAAUUGAGGAAAUGAGACACACGGGUAAAGACAAGUCUUUCCAGAAGCUUUGAGUAGUAAUUAAUUAUGUGAUUAUCUGAUAUCCAUUGAUUAUCAGAAUUAUAUCAUUGUUUUAGUAUACAUAAAAUAUAUUUGAAGGCUGACUCCUUAAUAUACCAAGUGAUGUUGAAAAAUAAAAUCACUAUGCAUAAAUUGUAGCAUAUGUUUAAAAUCUAGGCACUUAGAGAUUUGGACACUAAACCUUCUGCCGACCAAUGUGCAUAUGUUGGCCAAUUUAGUGUGGGUAGAGUUUGGCUUUUUUCAUUUUGCUACUCUGGCCUAAAUGUUACAAGUUGGUUGUUAAAGUGCUAUUACUCACUGCUUAGAAAUUAAACCCCUUAGAAAUUUGUUAUUAUAUAAUUCUUCUUAACAUGAGACUUUUGUUCUAUAUAUGUUAUAAAUUGACCAUUAUAUUUGUAUUAUUGCAGAUCUGGCAUUGCGUUGUCUUGCACAGACUUACUUUUCUCCAUUGGGAGAUCCUCCGUGCAAGCGUCCAAGACUAAAUCCCACUGGGGACAAUUCAGAUGAAAAAGGGAGCAGUAACUCUCCACUAAAUCAAUACAGCCCUGUUGCAGGAAUCGUUCUUGCUUUAUGUUGUCACCAUCGAUGUGACUGGCAAUUCUAUGUAGGGAGAGACUUUUUCAAAAAUCUAGGCCUUGGGCAGAGAGAAUUUAACAUUUUUCAGCGCAUGUCCAGCUGGGCAACGUGUGGGUUCCACAAACUAGCAACUGAUGUGUCUCAUGCCGGUAAGAAGAAUGACCCAGAGGAUGAGGAAGACAAUAAAGAUGAGCAGAAGAAUUUAGACUGUAAUUCAGAGACCAUCCAACGGUGAGACAGAACUUCACAGUUUUAUAUAAAUGUUCAACUACAGUCUUAAAAUUAUAUUUUAAAGUCCUGUCUGUGUUUUUAAGGUUUCUGACUGUGGAUGAACGUGAGCAUUUGGGACGUCUCUGUAAGCUCCUGAUCGACCAAGGACGUCUACAUUACUUGAAAAGCAUUGGAUAUAGACCAACACUACAUUAUUACACAGACCCUGAGGUUUCCUUAGAGAAUGUUCUACUUACAGCCUUACCCCAACAGCAUAAUUGAGGGCUGCAAGCUAGUUGUUUGUUUGAUUUAUAGUUGACAUACAGUGCAGAAAUGAGUCUACAGAGAGGAGUAUGGAUUACGAGUAUUUUAAACCCAUCCAGAUCAACAUGUCCGAGACACAGAAUUGAGAGAUUUGCCCCAACCUAGCUCUGAAGGGGAAAAUCAGGACAUAAAGCUGUUUUUUGUGACACAUAUGAUAAACUCUGAUAAUAGCUUGCAAAGGAGAUUUAGUACUCCACCAGUACAGACUGUAAAUAAACCUGAGUCAUUUGCUCUUCAUGCAGUUUUCCAUACAUAAUCAGAGAUCCUGCUACUCAGAUUUCUGAAAAUCAGAUAUUUUUUGAUUAACAGCAUUUUGUCGCUGGAUACAUUUGAACACUGCAGGACCUCUCCCAGACCAUUUUGACCACAGAUUCAGAGUUUAUCUGGUUAACUUCUCAUUAAGUGUCAUCUUCGUGUAAAUUACUUAGACCUUGAAUUCAAACUUUUAAUGGAACACUUGCUCCGUUUUGCCUGUUCCUUAUUUACCAUCUUUUAAUUUCACAUUUUCAGUUCCAUCUUAUUGGAUACAGUCUGUGUUUUCUGAAAGAGAAUACAGCUGUUAGUUUGAUUCCACUGAAAAUCAGUAUUAAUUUAUGUUUCUAUUACUGCUAAACAGAUGUUAUGGCUUAUGAGUUACUUUUAUACCUGUAAAUUUUAAAGGAGCACAGAAUUAUUAAAAUAGAUUUACUUCCCUUUUUCCAGCGCCGUCGGUCUUGCUUACCUCUCUGCCUUCUGCAGCAUGAUUGCAUAUGAUGGCCAGGAGAGGUGAUUUAAAAUUUCAGUUUCUAAAAAAAAAUGUGCAAUGUUUUACAUUGCAGGCUUAAAGCUAAAGGACCACUGCAUCGAGACCACCUCAUUGUGAUAAAGUAGCCUGGGUGACUAGUGAUAUGAGUUUUCUUUUACAUUUGGAUUUACAAAACGUUGGUUUUAUUUUAUUUGAAAUAAAUUAAGCCUUAUAAGUUUCUUCAUUUGUUGUUCUUUUCCCCCUAUACAAAUAG